UUAGAUCCAAGUUACUUAACACAGUGUAAUAUUAUUUUCAGGUGCACAAUUUAGUGAUUCAACACUUAUCUACAACAUCUGGUGCUCAUUACAAUAAAUGCCCUUCUUAGUCCCCAUCACAUAUUUAAUCAAUCCCCCCCUCCAAUCUCCCCUCUGGUAACCAUCAUUUUGUUCUCUAUAGCCAAGAGUCUGUUUCUUGGUUUGUCUCUCUCUCUUUUUCCUCUUGAUCAUUUCUUUUGUUUCUUAAAUUCCACAUAUGAGUGAAAUCAUAUGGUAUUUGUCUUUCUCUGCUGACUUAUUUCACUUAGCAUAAUAGUCUCUAGCUCCAUCCACAUCGUUACAAAUGGCAAGAUUUCAUUCUUUUUUAUGGAUGAGUAAUAUUCUAUUAUAUAUUCUAUUCUUUCUAUAUACUCCAUUAUAUUCAUAUGUACAUAAAAGAGCAGUGUGAAGAAGUGGGGGCAAGAAUGACCCCCAGACUGGCCAAAGCCCACACACCACUUCAUCCAUGUGCCCAGUGCCUAUAUCCCACCAUUGUCACCACUAUGCCCAAGAGAAAGGCUGAAGGGGAUGCUAAAGGAGAUAAAGCCAAGGUGAAGGAUAAGCCACAGAGAAGAUCUGCAAAGUUAUCUGCUAAACCUAUUCCUCCAAAUCCAGAGCCCAAACCUAAAAAGGCCCCUGUAAAGAAGGGAGAAAAGAUUCCCGGAGGAAAAAGAGGAAAAGCUGAUAUUGGCAAAUAUGGGAGUAACCCUGCAGAAAAUGGAGAUGCCAAAACAGACAUCUGAAAGCUGAAGGUGCUGGAGAUGCCAAGUGAAGUGUGUGCAUUUUUGAUAACUGUGUACUUCUGGUAAUUGUACAGCUUGAUAUCUAU
This is a messenger RNA of Panthera uncia (snow leopard), 868 nucleotides long. RefSeq names its product non-histone chromosomal protein HMG-17-like. The record is from RefSeq and is a predicted model, not a curated record. The transcript has a single exon. Lineage: Eukaryota; Metazoa; Chordata; Mammalia; Carnivora; Felidae. The coding region runs from base 426 to 782 and encodes 118 amino acids. Gene Ontology annotation, molecular function: nucleosomal DNA binding. Gene Ontology annotation, biological process: chromatin organization. Gene Ontology annotation, cellular component: chromatin; nucleus.